CAGAUCCGGCGAGAUCCGAAACAGCAGCAAACAGAGAAAAGCGGCGCCGGCCCCAUCCAAGCAUGCUCGACGACCUCCUCAAGCUCAUCAAGAACAGCCCGCGCUGGGCGCAGUCGCGGCUCGCCCGGCGGCUCGGCUUUGCCGUGGACGAGCCGGCCGAGGAGGACCCGGAGCCCGAGACCACAGACCACGAGAGCCUCUGGACCAAGCUGCGGGUCUCGGGCGCGCAGCCGCCCGUGCGCAGCGGCCAUGCGUCUGUUGUCGUGAAUGGCAUGAUGUACGUCUUUGGCGGCUACAACGACGGCAACUGCCACUUUGACUUGUAUGCGUUCGACUUGACGCACCACCACUGGACCAAGCUCGAGAACAAGGGCGUCGUGUCGCCCGACGGCCGCGCGUCCCACGCGUGGUGCGCCUCGGCCGACGAGACCAAGCUGUACCUCUUUGGCGGUUCAGGCCCGCACUGGGGCCAGACCAACAUGGGCAAGCUCCUCCAGUUUACGCUCGCAACGCAAAAGUGGAGCGUGGUCACAACGGCCGGUACGCAUCCACCGCCGGGGUACGGCCAGAGCAUGGUCGCGAUCGGCUCCAAGCUCUACCUCUUCGGCGGUACCUCGGGGCAUGUCUAUGUCAACGACCUCUUUAUCUUUGACCAAGUGACCGCGACGUGGAGCUGCGCAGCCGCGACUGGCACCAAGCCGUCGCCACGCUACAAGCACCAAGCGGUCGUGUCGGGCAACGACAUGUACAUCAUUGGCGGCGGUCUCUAUGACCCGCCGAAAGGGCCCAUCGACAUGUAUAAAUUUGACGCGCUGUCGUCACACUGGACCAAAGUCGAGUGCGUCGGCGAUCUGCCGCGGUCGCGCAUCGCCCACAGCGUCGUUCUGCACACGACGUCGAGUGGGAAAGCGACAUUUCUCAUGUUUGGCGGGCGCGACGAAACCGGGACGCGCCUGAACGAACUGAGCUCGCUGGACUUGGCAACGUCGACGUGGGUCCGACUGUCGGAGGACGCCAAGGCGCCGGAUGCGCGGGACUUUCACACGGGCGUUAUGUGGGAGAGCGCCAUGUACGUCUUUGGCGGCUCCAACGGCAUUGAGCGCAACAGCGACGUCCACCGGCUUGCGCUCGCGUUUGAGCCGUCGACGCUGCUCGUGCUCGCAGUGCAAGCCGUGCAGUCCCAGUUGCGGUCCAACAAGGCGCUCCAGAUGCAGUACCGGGAGUCGUAUUUGCCGCUGGAGCUGCGCACGGCCGUCCAGUCACUCAACCCGGACGUCACGAUCGCGUCGAACGACCAGUGGUUUCCGCUGCCGGAUGCAAACCGCGCCAAGCAAAAGGUGCACCCGCACGCCUUUUGCAGCUAAACGCUGUGCCCCAUCAAUGUCAUAAUCGCCACCGUAAUAUACUCUCAUAGACGCUUC
Saprolegnia diclina VS20 is the source of this 1421-nucleotide messenger RNA. RefSeq lists its product as hypothetical. NCBI's taxonomy places the organism in Eukaryota, Oomycota, Saprolegniomycetes, Saprolegniales, Saprolegniaceae. The transcript is spliced from 5 exons. The coding region runs from base 63 to 1364 and encodes 433 amino acids. Gene Ontology annotation, molecular function: protein binding. The record is from RefSeq and is a predicted model, not a curated record.